Messenger RNA from Stegodyphus dumicola, 1286 nucleotides. RefSeq names its product apolipoprotein D-like. The record is from RefSeq and is a predicted model, not a curated record. Gene Ontology annotation, cellular component: cytoplasm. Gene Ontology annotation, molecular function: lipid binding. Gene Ontology annotation, biological process: response to reactive oxygen species; lipid transport; brain development. Lineage: Eukaryota; Metazoa; Arthropoda; Arachnida; Araneae; Eresidae.
GGAGUGACUUGAAACGGGUUUUGUUCGUGGUGAUCUUAGUUAUCCUCACAACUUCAAAAGUUUUAGACGAGAUUUUAAGAUGGGAAUCAAAGAUACAUUCCGAAUACAUAUUUUGCUCAUCUUUGCCAUUAGUAUUGCAUGGAGUUUGUCCCUGUAUCCAGCUAGCUGUCCUGAGCCAAAAGUCCAGGAAAAUUUCGAUAUUGAAAGGUUCAGUGGACUUUGGUACGAAGUGCAGAGGACGUUUGCAUUGGUUGAAGGAGGAUUGAAAUGUGCCACAACUGUUGUGAGUGGUGCGAGCAACAAGAAAAUGAGAGCAACAUUUCGACGAAAUGGAAUUAACAUACUGAACAGACGGGUAACAUUAAUGAGAGGUUAUCUUCACACCCCUGAUGCCAAAGCUCCAGCCAAGUUGGAACUUGUCAUGGGUCCACUGUCCCUUUUUCUCCGAUAUCGCGUCAUCGAUACUAAUUACGAUGACUAUGCUGUUGUGUGGGGCUGUUUCGAAUCACCGAAAUACAGUUCAAUCCUUGGACAUACAGAGAAUCUGUGGAUCCUGUCUCGAAAUAAAACUAUAGGAGAAGAAUUCAAACAGAAAAUUUAUGGCUACCUGGAUAGCAUAAAUGUCAGCCGAGCUGGACUUGUGGACACUAAUUUUGAAAACUGCACUUCUCAACAAUAUUCAGGUUAACAACUGUAACUCUACGAUUGUCUUCAUUCAAACAUAUAAUUUAUUAACUUAUUUAUAAAAUCAUUGAGAAUGGUGGAUAUGUUCAUCUUUUAUACAGCAAGACAAAGCCAAGAAAACAAGGCCCUACAUUUUGAAAAUAGAAAAAGGAAAACGCAUGGAUUCAUAAUUUCCUCAGCUAGAAAUUUUGAAAUAUACAUACCCAAGCAAAAGAAACUAAUUUUUAAUAUUCUAGUUCUCUAAAAUCGUUUGCUGGAUAAUGCUUUACUCUUGCAACUCUCUGCCGAUUCCAUUUACUUUAUAGAAUUUGUUGAACAAAAUCUCAGAGUUGGCAAUCUCAGAGUCACCUUGUAAUUCUGCAAUCGCACAAACCGUAUCAUCUCUCUAAGCCUAAAUCUCGCUGCUAAGAAUUUAUUCCUGAAGCAGUCAUGAUAUUUAAAAAACUAAACUAAAACUCCAUUUUGAAAUUCAGAUGGUGUUAAUACUAUCAAUAGUAAAAACGAAGUAUUCACAGAUCCCCAGAAGAAUCAAAAAGUUGUUCUAAUAAUUCUCAUUCAUUUACGUAUAAAUUUUAUAAAAUAAAAAUCCAGUAUAUCCCCGA